Messenger RNA from Schistocerca americana (American grasshopper), 402 nucleotides. RefSeq lists its product as uncharacterized. Bases 1 to 402 code for a protein of 133 amino acids. Lineage: Eukaryota; Metazoa; Arthropoda; Insecta; Orthoptera; Acrididae. The record is from RefSeq and is a predicted model, not a curated record. The transcript has a single exon.
AUGAAGAAAGGCUUCACAUGCUACUGGAGUGGCAGACAGGAAGCCAAUAUAUAUGUGGAAGCAGUAGAAUACACAAGUGACAGGGUGGUGAGGAUUCGGCUGAGGACAAGGAAUGUAAUGAAGGACUUCAUCCAAGUAUAUGCACCACAAACAGGAAAUAAAGAAGAGAACAUAGAGGAUCUUCUAGAGGUAUUAAAGAGUAUAAUUACAGAUGUGCAAGCAAUAGUAAUGGGUAACCUAAAUUAUCAGGUAGGCAAAGAAAGGCUAGGGAAGGAGGAGAUAAUUGGCCCAUAUGGAUAUGGGAGGAAAAAUGAGGAAGGAGAGAAACUGGUUGAUUUCUGUGAAAGAAACGGUCUGACUGUGGCAACACAUGGUUCCGUAAAAAGAAUAGCCAAAAGAUAA